Molecule: messenger RNA, 2689 nt
Organism: Sebastes umbrosus (honeycomb rockfish)
Lineage: Eukaryota; Metazoa; Chordata; Actinopteri; Perciformes; Sebastidae
Product: NADPH oxidase 4
Exons: 18
Coding region: 299-1978 (559 amino acids)
Biological process (GO): defense response; superoxide anion generation
Cellular component (GO): plasma membrane; NADPH oxidase complex
Molecular function (GO): superoxide-generating NAD(P)H oxidase activity
Source: RefSeq, a predicted model, not a curated record
AUUUCUAUUCCAGAUGUGUUAACUGCUCACUUCAGGUUCAGACCUGCUGUAAAAGCGACCUGACACCAGAUGAGGAGUGUUUCAGACUUGUGGGAGGAUGAAAAGUGGAGCUGCUGCUCAGAGCAGCCAGCAGGAGUGCAGGAGGGACUGAGCAGUAGGAGUCAGACACCGGCCGGUCUGUGGACACUGAGACACACUGAGAGACAGACACACGGAUAAGACGCAGAGCUGCAGGGAGGACGAGGCUUUACCUUCGUGGAUAAACUUUUGGUGCAGCUGCUGAGCCAGUGAAGGCAUCAUGGUUGUGUCUGUGCGGAGCUGGGUCGCCAACGAGGGAGGAAAGCAUCUGGUCCUGAUGCUGUGGCUGGGAGCAAACACCUGGCUCUUCCUGAAGACCUUCCUGCUGUACUCCACUGGACAGCAGUAUCACUACCUCUACAAGAUGCUCGGGCUAGGGCUGUGCAUCAGCAGGGCGUCUGCGUCUGUGCUGAACCUGAACUGCAGCUUGGUGCUGUUGCCUAUGUGUCGCUCCCUGCUCACCUUUGUCCGAGGAACACACACGGUAUCGAGCAGAGAGACUCGCAGACUGCUGGACAAGAGCAAGACCUUUCAUGUGGCAUGUGGAGUUUCCAUCUGCAUCUUCUCUGUUGUACACGUGUCUGCCCAUCUGGUGAAUGUGGUCAACUUCAGUGUGAGCUACUCGGACGACUUUCCUGCUCUCAAUUUGGCUCGCUACAGAGGAGAGGAUCCCAAGCUGAUCAUUUUGACCACAAUCCCAGGAAUCACGGGCGUCCUCUUGGCUCUCAUCCUCUUCCUGAUGUUCACAUCUUCCUCAUACUGCGUACGGUUGUCCAAAUAUGAGAUCUUCUGGUACACACACAACCUGUUCAUCAUUUUCUACAUCAUCCUCAUGGUGCACAUGGUCGGAGGAGCUCUGAAGUAUCAGACCAACAUCGAGGCCCACCCUCCUGGCUGCCUCGGGGCCAAUCAGAGCAGCACAGAGCAGCAGGGCGAGGAGCUGGAGCAGGGUGUGGAUGAAGAGAGGAGAUGCGGAGAGGAGGCUCACUUCCAGCCACACUACCCCCAGACAUGGCUCUGGGUGUCCGGUCCUCUCUGUCUUUACUGCGCCGAGCGACUCUACCGUUACAUCCGGAGUAGCGACCCUGUUACCAUAGUGACAGUCAUCAGGCACCCCUGUGAUGUUAUCGAGUUGCGCAUGCUGAAGAAGAACUUCAAAGCUCGUCCUGGACAGUAUAUUGCUCUUAACUGUCCAGGUGUCUCUUCAUUCGAGAACCAUCCCUUCACGCUCACAACGUGUCCCACAGAGAAGAAGGAAACUUUUGGCAUCCAUCUUCGAGUCGUGGGAGACUGGACUGAGCGGUUCACACAGCUGUUACUUCCUGAACCAAGAACGGACUUGGAGAUCCUUCCCACGGUGCAACAGAGGAGAUACCCCAAGCUUUACGUGGAUGGUCCCUUUGGAAGUCCAUCAGAGGAAGUGUUCAACUACGACGUCAGUGUUUGUGUCGCGGGUGGAAUAGGAGUCACGCCGUUCGCCUGCGUGCUGCAUGCUCUACUUGACGGCUGGACGGGUUGCAGGUUGCAGAGGUUAUACUUUGUGUGGGUCUGCAGGGAGCUCCACUCUUUCUACUGGUUUGCAGAGCUGCUGUGUGCCCUUCAUCACAAGCUUUGGCAGGAAAACAGACCGGACUACUUUAAUCUGAAACUGUAUGUCAGUCAGACAGACAGCCUGCAGAGCAUGUCUGAGGAGAAGUACCGCCCGCUCACCUCGAGACUACUGGUUGGUCGACCCAAGUGGAAGUUACUGUUCGAUGAGAUUGGGAAGACCAAUAAGCAUAAGCGAGUCGGGGUUUUCUGCUGUGGACCGAAGGGCAUCUCCAGGACUCUUCAUAGACUGUGUAACUCAUCCCGAUCCUCUGGAACAACCUUUGAAUUCAACAAGGAGUCCUUCAGCUGAUCGGAAAGCCGAACUGGUCCUACACUUCAGCCUCACUGAAAACAACAGCAACUUUGCCAUUUGACAUAUGAAUAUCCACAGACUAUAUUAUUAUUUCAUAUGCAUCCCUGCCCAUGGUCACAAAAGGCCCAGCAGGACAAGACGUUAACAUGCAGCAUGAGGACUGUUCCUCUCUACCGACCAGCCCGACCCCCGACUGACUGCUCUAAAAGCUUCAGCAUCUGAUCCGAUCAACCUCCGAGGAAAAGUGAAGAGAGCAGCUCACUGCUGUUCGAAUUCUCCACUCAUGAUGCUCUGUGUUUGUAAAGUUGCGGUUGGAUUUCGUCUUUUCCCUGACACACCCCUCUGUGGACUAAAUACGCUUUCUCAUGCUGAAGACCUGCAAUUCCACGACGACAAACACAUGAGAAUGAUUUUAAAGGAGAGGGAAUUCAUCUUUCAGGUCAUCGGGGCUGAAACAUCACACAGGGACCAGACAAGAAACAGUUGACUUAAAUAACCAGAGAGGUGGAACCACAUGGGCAAAUCAGUUGUGGUAACCAAUAGAGAGGUGAAAUCUCGCCCCUUCCGGUGUCCCCCAAUGGACCUUAUUUUGUAUACAAUAGUCAACGGCGAGAGACAAAUAUUUUUUUUGAUCCCGUUUGAAUUGCGCCAUGAAUCACACAUAUGUUUGUCAAUUCAAAACAUAAUUUCGCAAGUCAAGAAAGUCUC